Hypomesus transpacificus is the source of this 1820-nucleotide messenger RNA. RefSeq names its product carbonic anhydrase VI (gene ca6). The record is from RefSeq and is a predicted model, not a curated record. Gene Ontology annotation, molecular function: zinc ion binding; carbonate dehydratase activity. The transcript has 10 exons. The coding region runs from base 247 to 1584 and encodes 445 amino acids. Lineage: Eukaryota; Metazoa; Chordata; Actinopteri; Osmeriformes; Osmeridae.
GAAGGCUGACAUCCAGCUGGGUUGUGAGUGAAAAGCUGACUUUACAAAUAUAUUUACCAACCACGGGACACGACAGUGUUCUGUGGAGAAGGGGCACUGGACCAAGUGCAUUGGGCGGACAAGUAUGCUGCUUGCGGCGGCCAAAAACAAUCUCCAAUUGACAUUCAGCGGAGGAACGUACAGUACAACCCAUGUCUGCUGCAACUGGAACUCGGUGGCUAUGAAGCGCUAAAAGGGACAUUUCUCAUGUCCAACAAUGGGAACUCAGUUCAAAUCAGCCUGCCUUCUAGUAUGGCGAUCACCAAGGGUCUUCCAGACCGCUACACAGCGGUCCAGAUGCACCUGCACUGGGGGGGCUGGGACAUGGAGGCCAGUGGUUCUGAACACACUGUGGACGGCAUUCGCUACAUGGCAGAGCUCCAUAUUGUCCAUUAUAAUUCAGAGAAGUAUAAGAACUUCAAUGAGGCCAAAGAUAAACCAGAUGGACUGGCAGUUCUUGCUUUUUACUAUGAGGAUGGACAUUUUGAGAACACGUAUUAUAGUGAAUUCAUCAACAAUCUGUCAAAGAUCAAGUAUGCAGGGCAGGCCAUGAAUAUAUAUUCCAUAAACGUUCGAUCCAUGUUGCCUCAGAACCUGAACCAUUACUUCAGGUACCAAGGCUCACUGACCACUCCCCCCUGUGAUGAAAGCAUUCUAUGGACUGUGUAUGACACACCCAUCCUCCUCUCUCAUAAUCAGAUCAGGAAGUUGGAGAGUACUCUGAUGGACCACCAGUCCAAGACUCCAUGGAAUGUCUACCGCAUGACUCAGCCCCUCAACGACCGUGUGGUGGAAUCCUCCUUCCUGCCUCACCUGGGCAGAGGCACCUUCUGUCGUCAAGAAGAAAUUGAGUCAAAGCUCCUAAAGAUUGAGGGUCUCAUCUCUUCACUAGGAAGGCAGAUUGAGUUAAUUGGGGAUUUACGCCCCACCAAAAAUGAGCACCAAGCUCUGUCUCCACCAGUGCUAUAUUUCCCAGAUAGGACUACUGGGAACUACGUCCUGGCCCACCUGGAGCAUCCCAUGAACCUGCAGUCCUUCACUGCCUGCAUGCGUGUCCGCACACUGCCUGGUGGCAAGCACACAGUUUUUUCCUACUCCAGCGUGGACAAUGAAAACGAGCUGAUGAUUACUAUGGGUUUUGAGGUGGGGUUGUGGAUUGGCAACGAGUUUGUCAACCUGCCACACAGCUUCCAUUCACAAGACUGGGCCAACUACUGCAUCACCUGGUCCUCCCACUCCGGAGGGGCAGAGCUCUGGAUUAAUGGACUGGAAGGGGAAGGGCAGUAUCUGAGGGGAGGGUACAUGAUAAGCCCCGGGGGGGUGUUCAUCCUGGGGAAGGACCAAGAUGGCUUCCUGGGCAUCACUUACUUUGCGGGCCAGAUGACGAACGUGAAUGUGUGGGACUACGUGCUCAGUCGGGCAGAGAUAAAGGAGCAGAUGUUGUGUGGGAAUUCCACAAUGAGGGGCAAUGCCUUCAGCUGGGGAGUGACCCAGCUCAGCUAUUAUGGAAAGGUGCAGCUGCAGAUGGACCAAAGGUGCCCUUAACUUCACACCACAAGAUCAUGGUGUUGAAUUACAUCACCAGAUCCACAAGCACUAUCAACACAAUACAGAGCUGUGAGAGUGUUGUGCUAAUGGGUGCAGGCAAUAUCAAAUUCACUCUUUGAUGAUCUGUAAAAACUCCCUCUGACAUUGUAAUAUGUUUAAUGAAUAGCAGAUUAUAUCCUAGACGUGGAACACAGGGAGAGAGCUUUCAAUAUAUCUUCCAAUUAUAAUUUAUA